AAAACCUCCGCCCCCAAGCUACUUCCCCUCGAUCGGACUCCAUCGUACCGAACCUGGCACUCCACUCUGCUACCGCGCUGACGAGAUGAUGACACAACCCGGUAGGAUGACAAUGGUUGCCAUUUUUUGAUCUCUCUACAGGACGAUUUAUUGAACUCAUUUAAAACAUGGGUGAUAGUCAGUAUUCUUUCUCUCUCACAACUUUCAGUCCUUCUGGGAAGCUUGUUCAGAUUGAACACGCCCUAACAGCUGUUGGUUCUGGUCAAACAUCUUUGGGAAUUAAAGCUGCCAAUGGUGUUGUCAUUGCAACGGAAAAGAAAUUACCAUCCAUUUUGGUUGAUGAGAGUUCAGUGCAAAAGAUUCAGAUUUUAACUCCUAAUAUCGGAGUGGUAUAUAGUGGCAUGGGGCCUGAUUCUCGAGUUCUGGUCAGAAAGAGUCGGAAGCAAGCAGAACAGUAUAACAGACUAUACAAAGAACCAAUCCCAGUUACACAACUUGUAAAGGAAACUGCCGCUGUUAUGCAAGAAUUUACUCAGUCAGGUGGUGUAAGACCUUUUGGUGUUUCACUCCUUGUUGCUGGAUUUGACGACAAAGGUCCUCAACUAUAUCAGGUGGAUCCCUCAGGUUCAUACUUCUCCUGGAAAGCUUCGGCUAUGGGAAAGAAUGUGUCUAAUGCUAAGACAUUUCUGGAAAAGAGGUACACUGAUGAUAUGGAACUUGACGAUGCAGUCCACACGGCAAUUUUGACAUUGAAGGAAGGAUUUGAAGGACAAAUCUCUGGCAAAAACAUCGAGAUCGGGAUUAUUGGUGCCGACAAAACAUUCAGAGUCUUAACACCGGCCGAAGUUGAAGACUACCUACAAGAAGUCGAGUAAUUAGUAUUUCGCUUUCCUUUUGAUGUCGGUGAAACUGGAACGAGAAAUGGAAUGUGAAAUAGAUUAAAUGUUCUUUGGUUUUAAAAAUAUGUGACGGUUCUACGGUG
Messenger RNA from Cynara cardunculus var. scolymus (artichoke), 982 nucleotides. Its product is annotated as proteasome subunit alpha type-2-A. NCBI's taxonomy places the organism in Eukaryota, Viridiplantae, Streptophyta, Magnoliopsida, Asterales, Asteraceae. The record is from RefSeq and is a predicted model, not a curated record. Gene Ontology annotation, biological process: ubiquitin-dependent protein catabolic process. Gene Ontology annotation, cellular component: proteasome core complex; proteasome core complex, alpha-subunit complex. Bases 168 to 875 code for a protein of 235 amino acids. The transcript has 12 exons.